This is a messenger RNA of Pygocentrus nattereri (red-bellied piranha), 1704 nucleotides long. RefSeq names its product trophoblast glycoprotein-like (gene tpbg1a). Lineage: Eukaryota; Metazoa; Chordata; Actinopteri; Characiformes; Serrasalmidae. Gene Ontology annotation, biological process: negative regulation of canonical Wnt signaling pathway. The record is from RefSeq and is a predicted model, not a curated record. The coding region runs from base 478 to 1665 and encodes 395 amino acids. Gene Ontology annotation, molecular function: protein binding. Gene Ontology annotation, cellular component: plasma membrane. The transcript is spliced from 2 exons.
UAAAGAAUGGGCUGUCACAAGUUUCAAAUGCGUGUGAAGUACUGAAUACUUCUGGCAAAAUAGUGUAUCUAACAAUCAAAUAUCUAAUAUACUCACACAUCUAAUAUACUAAAUAUCUAAUAUAAUUGGUAGUGAAUUAAAUAUCAUCAUUCAUAGUUUAUUAGCUUUUUAAAAUGUAGUUUUACAUAUUAUCUGUUUCAAACUUCAUAAAAAUGAAGUACUGCUUUAUGUAUCGUGUACAUGAUGUGAUGUUUCUGCUGUAUCGUCCAGCCUUCAAUUCUCUGUUUACUCUGCCCCAGUGUCCUUAAUGACGACCACACACAUACGCACACACCCCCUUCUCCAGAUGGAUGUCCUGUGUAAAUUCGGCAGCCCCUCCCUCCUCCCCUCGUAUUUAAGCGCUGAGGCUGUGUGUAGGUUCUCACACCUGCAGUGAUGUGGAUCAGGUGGUGUUCCUGAGCUGCUCUGCUGGAGAAGAUGCUCCUGGUUCCUCUGCUCCUGUGUGUGUUGCUGUGUGUAGGUGCGUGCUGUGCGGAGUGUGCGGUGGGUUGCCAGUGUAUGGAGGAUACACACAGCGUCAGAUGUGUUUCAGCGUCUCUGAGCCGCAUCCCCCCUGCUCUGCCCAAAAACACCCUCAGCCUGGUCAUCAGAGGAGACCAGAUCCACCAGAUCCACCAGAACUGCUUCAACGGAAUGGAGAACAUCAGUACCCUAGAGCUCACCAACAACGGAAUAAUGGAGUUGGGUUCUCACGCGUUCUCUGAGCUGCGUGUGCUGCGCAGACUGGACCUGAGUGAAAACCGCCUGGUUCUGAUCCACCCUGAGGCGUUCUCUAUCCCGGGCAGCCCUCUGCAGCAGCUCAUCCUGAGCGGGUCGCUCUAUAAUUCCACCUCUGUCACCGACCUGAUCACCGCGCUCCGCUGGGGGGCGCUAUCCAGCUUGCUGGAGCUGGACCUGUCAGGGAACCGGCUGGUUCUCUUGCCCCCGGGCUCGUUUUCGCCGCUGCCUAGUCUGCGGGAUCUCAGCCUGGCCAACAACUCGCUGGUGGCCGUCUACAGCGGGACAUUCUCUGGGCUGGAGCGGCUGCGGGACCUGGACUUGCGCUUUAACGCGUUUCGGGCUGUCAGCUCGGAGGCUUUGAGGGAGUUGGAGAAACUGGGCCAGGCCCGGGUGCUCCUGGGCCAGAACCCCUACAGCUGCUCCUGCGAGGCUCAGGAGUUCUCCCGCUGGAUAAACAGCUCGAGUUCACAGGUUGGAGACGCUGAUAAGCUGCUGUGCGGGUCUCCGGAUGAACUGCAGGGGGUCCCGGUGAGGAUGCUGAGCUCACGCUCCCCGGGCUGCUACGGAAAGGCUAACGCAGGGGAGGCGGACGUGACCCUGCAGACGUCCUACGUGUUCCUGGGCCUGGUGCUCGGCUUCGUGGGCAUGAUCUUCCUGCUGGUGAUCUAUCUGAACCGCAGGGACAUAGAGAAGUGGGUAACGGACCUCCACGCCGCCUGCAGAGAUGUGCUGGAGGGCUAUCACUACCGCUACGAGCUUGACUCGGACCCCAGACUCAGAAACCUCUCCGCUAACAGCCAGCAUCAUCUCCGCAGCGAACCACUCCCACCGCACGCCUCGUCUGACGCCCGCACCACUCAGAUCCCCUCUGACGUCACACUGUAGUAGAACUCAAACCCAGAGUUCAGUCACAUUUCUCAUUUA